Penicillium waksmanii is the source of this 744-nucleotide messenger RNA. RefSeq lists its product as uncharacterized. The coding region runs from base 1 to 744 and encodes 247 amino acids. The transcript has a single exon. NCBI's taxonomy places the organism in Eukaryota, Fungi, Ascomycota, Eurotiomycetes, Eurotiales, Aspergillaceae. The record is from RefSeq and is a predicted model, not a curated record.
AUGUCCGCUGAUAUCGGGUUCGCGAAGAGUGAUCAAUGGUCUUUGGCAAGUGAUUCAACGAAAGUCAAUAACACAUUUGGAAGCGAUGCAUCAACCAUCGUUCCCCAGUCCCGCAACUCAGGAUCAAGAUCAAGGUCGCAAACUUUGGUAUUCUCUCGCUUGGCGCCGCUGAGAGUGAACAUGCGAAUAUCUGCAAAGCACCACGAACAAGCGCCACUUUAUUUCAUACAUGUCGGAGGAAUGCUAGGUGACCAUACCGAUAUAACCAUGCACGAGGGCGUCGAUAAAACUGGCCGGGUACUCGGAAGUUGUCGAUUCAACAAAUUUCGAUCUUCAAAAAUCCACUUCAAGUUGGGUAAAGGUGAAAAUUCCACCCUCGAUCUGGUCACUCAACAUGGAUACUACCAAUGGUCGAUGCCUCGAACUUUGGAAACGAGCGACCGCAAGGAAGAUGUUGGGGAGAGAUUCUUUCUUUGGAGAAGAUCUGCCGAUCUGGAUCGGGACCCGAGAAAUGCAGAUGCUCUCAAUUUGGACUUAUGUAGUCCCGAACCUUAUGAAGUACAUGCUACAUAUGCGGGUGCAUUACCGGGGAGGGGGAAAGGGGGUGUGCUUGAGUUCAAGGAUGACUUGGGGGAGGACUUCAAGGUUAUGGCCGUUCUGACUCUCUCUGUAUUGGUGGAAAAGGCGAGACAGAAACGAGAUCGGAGUGGGGAUAAUACUGCUCGAAUGAUGGCUUUUUGGUAG